AUGUUCCCAGCGGUCCCUUCCCCUCGAACCCCGGGUCCCGGGUCUCGAAGGGGUCCUCUUGGAGGGGUCGGGCCGGGCUCCACGCCCCGGGCGGCCAGCAGGAAGGGGCUGCCACUGGGGUCUGCAGUCAGCUCUCCUGUGCUCUUCUCGCCGGUUGGCCGGCGAAGCUCGCUGAGCUCUCGAGGAACACCCUCGCGAAUGUUCCUACACCAUUCAGUAACAGAGUCCGUGAACUAUGAUGUAAAAACCUUUGGAUCUUCUCUUCCUGUUAAAAUCAUGGAAGCCUUGACGUUGGCUGAAGUUGAUGAUCAGCUGACUGCUAGCAUAGAUGAAAGUGGAUGGGCUCGCCUGCUGUGCAAAGAGAAACUCAUGAUUUGGAGGAUUGGUCCCUCUCCUAUUACUAAGCUGUCUGUGUGCAAAGAGCUCCAGUUGCCAUCCAGCGAUUUCUGUUGGAGUACGGACUUGGUGGCACUCUCUUACUCUGCUGUCUCAGGUGAAGCACAUUCUAUUCAGGCUGUUGCUGUAAUGGUUGCCACCAGAGAAGGAUCGGUCCGCUAUUGGCCAAACCUUGCUCAUGAAGACACCUAUACCGAGACUGUUGUAGAUUUAGGAGGUGACAAGACUUACAGUUUUCUAACAGCCGUGCAGGGAGGAAGCUUCAUUUUGUCCUCAUCAGGAAGCCAACUAAUUCGGUUGAUACCUGAAAGUUUGGGAAAGAUUUACCAGCAUGUUCUCCCUCAAGGACAAGGCGUGCUUUCCGGAAUUGGUCGGAGGGUUUCUUCUCUUUUGGGAAUUUUAUCUCCUAGUAGUGAUCUCACACUUUCAAGUGUCUUUUGGGACAGAGAGAGAUCAAGCUUUUACAGCCUUUCAAGUUCAAACAUCAGUAAAUGGGAAGUAGAUGAUUAUUCAGAAAAACAAGUACAUAGUUGGGAUUUGAAUAGAAUCCUGAAGGAAAACAUUGCUGAUGCUAUUUGGGGCUCUGAAAGGAACUAUGAAGCUAUUAAAGAGGGUGUGAACGUUCGAUAUUUGGAUCUGAAUCAAAACUGUGAUGGGCUCCUGAUUUUGGCAGCAGCGUGGCAUCCGGCAGACUCACCGUGCGUCAUAUAUUACUCUCUGAUAACAGUGGAAGAUGACGGCUACCAGUUGUCAGGUGCCGUUACCGUCGAAGUCACUCAGUAUAACCCACCUUUCCAGUCUGAAGACCAGAUCAAGUGUCGGUUGGUGGUACCAAACUUUUCAAAGCAGACUGCCUAUCUGUACACUGAGAAUGCGGUCUACGUGUGCUCCACGGGAAAUGGGAGGCUUUCUCUUCCUCAAGAGAAGAUUGUGUUUGACACACAAGGAGAUAGUAUUUUAGGAGCUGGUUCCUGUGGUGGUAUUAUGAUUGUUUUCUCUAAAAAUGGUGGAUUGAUGUCGAUUAUGUCGAGGGAAAAUGUGUCCAUAUUAGCAGAAGACCUGGAAGACUCCCUAGCAUCUUCAAUUGCUGGACCAAGCAAUGAGAGUAUGGUUUUUGACUCUACUACAAAGAAUGAUAUCAUAGCUCAAGAAGAUAAAACCAAAUUGCUAAAAUCUGCUUUUCUACAGUACUGCAGAAAGGAUUUAGGUCAUGCUCAGAUGGUGGUUGAUGAGCUGUUUUCCGCGUGUGCUGAUUUGGAAUCUGACUGUGAACUAGACAGAGCCGUUACCCAGAUUAGUGUGGACCUGACAGAUGAUUAUCCGGCAUCAGAUCCACGCUGGGCUGAGUCUGUCCCCGAGGAGGCACCUGGCUUCAGCAAUACAUCACUCAUUAUUCUCCACCAGCUGGAAGACAAGAUGAAAGCCCACUCUUUCCUCAUGGACUUCAUUCACCAAGUUGGCUUAUUUGGACGGCUCAGCACUUGUGCUGUAAGAGGGCUGCCAAUGGCAACUCGGCUCCUGCUUUGUGAGCAUGCAGAAAAGUUGUCAGCUGCUAUAGUUCUCAAGAACCACCACUCCAGGCUUUCUGAUCUGGUGAAUACUGCUAUAGUGAUUGCCUUGAACAAAAGGGACUGUGAAAUCCCAUCGAACCUGACUCCUGCAGAUGUCUUCUUUAGAGAGGUGUCCCAAGUAGAUACAAUCUGCGAGUGUCUACUGGAGCACGAGGAGCAAGUCUUGAAGGACAUGGCGAUGGACUCUGUUGAAUGGGCUGAAGUGGUCAUCAACGUGAACAAUAUCUUGAAGGACAUGCUGCAGGCUGCUAAUCAUUAUCGCCAAAAUAAAAGCUCCUUGUAUAAGAGAACUGAAGAACCGCUAGAGAAGGAACCUGAGUAUGUUCCGUGGACAGCAACAAGUGGUCCCAGUGGCAUUCGAACAGCAAUAGUGCGUCAACAUGGUAUUGUCCUCAAGAUGGUUUAUCCUCAGGCAGACAGCAGCCUCCGAAACAUUCUGACAGAACAGCUGGUAGCACUGAUUGAUUGCUUCCUGGAUGGCUAUGUUUCUCAGCUGAAAUCUCUAGACAAAUCCAGUGAUCAAGACAGAUACAGCACUCUGGAAAUGGAGUACCUGCAGAAGAGAUCAGACCUCCUAUCUCCUCUGCUUGCAUUAGGCCAGCAUCAGUGGGCUGCUUCUUUAGCAGAGAAAUACUGUGACUUUGACAUCUUGGUGCAAAUGUGUGAGCAAACCGACAACCAGGGGAGACUGCAGCGUUAUAUGACCCAGUUUGCUGAUCAGAAUUUUUCAGACUUUCUCUUCCGCUGGUAUCUGGAGAAAGGAAAACGAGGCAAACUAUUAUCUCAGCCCAUUUCUCAGCAUGGACAGUUGGCGAAUUUUUUGCAAGCUCAUGAACAUCUCAGCUGGUUGCAUGAAAUUAAUAGCCAAGAAUUAGAAAAGAUUUGUUUUACAACAGUCAAAGAAAUGGCUGAACAAGAGCGCUUUCUGCUACACCAGGAAACCCUACCUGAACAGUUACUAACAGAGAAACAGCUGAGUCUCAGUGCCAUGCCAGUGUUGACUGCACCACAGCUCAUCAGCCUAUAUAUCUGUGAAGAAAACAGAAGAGCUAAUGAGUAUGAUUUCAAGAAAGCUUUGGACUUGCUGGAGUAUAUUGAUGAGGAAGAAGAUGUAAAUAUAAAUGAUCUUAAACUGGAAAUCCUUUGCAAAGCUCUGCAGAGAGAUAACUGGUCCAGUUCAGAUGGUAAAGAUGACCCCAUUGAACUAUCUAAGGACAGUAUAUUUGUGAAAAUCUUACAAAAACUUUUAAAAGAUGGCAUUCAGCUCAGUGAAUACUUACCAGAGGCGAAGGACCUACUACAAGCAGAUCAACUUGGAAGCUUAAAAGCCAAUCCCUACUUUGAGUUUGUUUUAAAAGCAAAUUAUGAAUAUUAUGUCCAGGGACAAAUGUAA
Molecule: messenger RNA, 3360 nt
Organism: Chrysochloris asiatica (Cape golden mole)
Lineage: Eukaryota; Metazoa; Chordata; Mammalia; Afrosoricida; Chrysochloridae
Gene: NUP133
Product: nucleoporin 133kDa
Exons: 26
Coding region: 1-3360 (1119 amino acids)
Biological process (GO): protein import into nucleus; poly(A)+ mRNA export from nucleus; transcription-dependent tethering of RNA polymerase II gene DNA at nuclear periphery
Cellular component (GO): nuclear pore outer ring
Molecular function (GO): structural constituent of nuclear pore; protein binding
Source: RefSeq, a predicted model, not a curated record